Molecule: messenger RNA, 2378 nt
Organism: Aedes albopictus (Asian tiger mosquito)
Lineage: Eukaryota; Metazoa; Arthropoda; Insecta; Diptera; Culicidae
Gene: Rab2
Product: ras-related protein Rab-2
Exons: 4
Coding region: 414-1055 (213 amino acids)
Biological process (GO): vesicle-mediated transport
Cellular component (GO): Golgi apparatus
Molecular function (GO): GTPase activity; GTP binding
Source: RefSeq, a predicted model, not a curated record
ACUUUUCUCGCUGACGACGAGUGACGAAAGAGCUGCUGUUUGUUCGCAGAACUUGACCAACAAGAGGCACAUCAGAUCCUAAUCCUAUUUUUUUCGUUCGGUAGUGCGCGGAACAAAGAAAAGUACAUACGGUGGUGCGAAUUUCAUCCCUUCGAGAGUGUUUAUCGUGUAAAACCAACGUCGGUAGCUUCCCAACAACCAGUGCAAUUGAAAAAUACGGGCGCGUUUUGUGACGACAAAAUCCAGAAUCCAAAAAGUGAGAUAAGAAAGCUAGCAACCGAGUCUCGUGUCUGUGUACACAUUCAGUGGGAGGAAGAAACCUCGAGCUUAUUGUGCAACGUAAUUAGAAACAAAGAUUUCUAGCAGGUGAUUCCAGCAGUUGGCAGCGGCGGAAAAGAAACUUGGCAGCGAAAAUGUCCUACGCAUACCUGUUUAAAUACAUCAUCAUAGGCGACACAGGUGUCGGCAAAUCAUGCCUGUUGCUCCAGUUCACGGACAAACGGUUCCAGCCGGUGCACGAUUUGACGAUCGGCGUCGAGUUCGGUGCCCGUAUGAUCACCAUCGAUGGCAAGCAGAUAAAGCUGCAGAUCUGGGACACGGCCGGGCAGGAGGCGUUCCGUUCGAUUACCCGCUCGUACUACCGGGGUGCGGCCGGUGCCCUGCUGGUGUACGACAUCACCCGAAGGGAAACGUUCAACCACCUGACGACCUGGCUGGAGGACGCCCGGCAGCACUCGAAUUCCAACAUGGUGAUCAUGCUGAUUGGCAAUAAGAGCGAUUUGGAUUCUCGCCGUGAAGUGAAGAAGGAGGAAGGUGAAGCAUUCGCCCGAGAGCACGGUCUAGUCUUCAUGGAAACUUCCGCUCGUACGGCGGCGAAUGUGGAGGAAGCUUUCAUCAACACUGCGAAGGAGAUCUACGAAAAAAUCCAGGAGGGAGUAUUCGACAUCAAUAAUGAGGCAAACGGCAUCAAGAUUGGCCAGCAGCACUCACCAACCAAUCCAUCCCUAGGUAGUGGAAACAAUCCCGGUGGUCAGUCAAGCAGUGGUUGCUGUUAAACAGUGUAGCCAAUCCAAUACAACAACAACAACAACAACCACUGAACAUCGCCAUUUUCCACUCUUUCUGUGUCUGUUGAUGGAUCGCGAGUCCUCCCCUGAAGUUGUGCGAGCCGCUCAGGUUUGCUACUCGGUGAUUAGGUGGGAUCAUACAAACUGUGUAGAGGAGCUAGAAGAAAAAAGAACCUGGAGUUUGCUGAAGGCUGAAAUAGGAGGACGUCACACGAGAGCGAUGGACUUUGUAUAAAAAAAAAACAGCUAACUAAUUCAAAAGAUUACGAAAUCGUGUGCUCCUAGCAUUACAAACAAUACCUAUAAUAAUGAUGAUGAUGAUGAUAACAUUUUGAAAAUGCGAAGUUGCAGUCGAGGUUUGUGUAAGUGUACCAGGACGUGAUUAUGCGAAUGUUGUAAAAUACAUAAACUUGUUUUAUUUUAUUAAUUUUAAUUUUCUACCAGCACCUAUUGGAUAGUAUAGCUAUUUACAAAAGACCAACUGAUUUUUUUCUGUUAGUUUAUGUUUUGUUCCAAUCAUUUAUUUUAAGACGAUAGGCGGAGAAAGGAAACUAAAAUAACCUACAUUAUAAACCGAGAGGAAUGCAACACUUACCUUUACUGCAUGUUGAGUAACUAUCUCUACAAAGAAACAACUUUAACAACAAUACAACUACUGAAUUCUAUAGCAUAAGCAAACGUACAGAUUUUUGCAGUCUCUUUGGGUCCCCUUUAUUAGAUUAAAGCUUUUACCAAAUAGUCUUCGUUGGUUUUUAAUCAAUAAAAAAAAGUAACAAAAGAGUAAUUGAGCGUCAUAGAAUAAACUGAGCCUGGUUUUGAGACGAAUCUUAUAGCUUAAUUCGCAUCAAAUUAUCUAGAUACCCAAUACGAACACCUCUUUUUGAACCCGUAGCACUAAAGUUCCCGGUUCAAGUAUCCAUCAGGCAUGCAUUCCACGCACGUGAAAAAAAAAAUCUUCCUACGUUUGUGCUCGCAAGCGACCAAGAGUAAUUCAUCUUAUAUCGAUGUCUGUCCUUUUCUUUUGUUGUUAAAUUACUGCUUGUGGUGUGCGUUAUUGGAUAAACAAAAUUACCAUUUUCAACAACACAAUAAAAUAUCGAGCACCGAAAAAUUCACCGUGAACAGCAGCGGACAGAGACAUAACUGCGAUGUGAAUGGGGGCGCGUAUCGAAAUAGGAUCCGUAUAAUAUGAGUUGUAAUUUCAUGAAACAAAAUAAAUAGCGAAAACAAUACCUAUGACGAUUAUGUUUCAGUUUGUGAUCAAUUUAAGGUAAUCUAAAUAUAAACUAUGAAAUUAAUAUCAAUUAAUAA